Messenger RNA from Amborella trichopoda, 2707 nucleotides. RefSeq lists its product as hypothetical. The record is from RefSeq and is a predicted model, not a curated record. Gene Ontology annotation, molecular function: DNA binding; DNA-binding transcription factor activity. NCBI's taxonomy places the organism in Eukaryota, Viridiplantae, Streptophyta, Magnoliopsida, Amborellales, Amborellaceae.
UCCAACCAGUGUGAGAGAGAAGCCGAAGGCGUGAAUGUCUUAGAGAGAGAAAGAGAGAGAGCUUUAGAGAGAGAAAGAGCCUGCUCAUCUCCUAAACUCUUCAAAGCGUUGCUUAUAGAAAGAGUGCAAAUUUAGAGAGAUAAAGAUCGAAUCUUGAUAGAGAGAAGAGCCUGCUCAUCUCCUCAAGUCUCGAAACAAGAAGCUAUUUCCACAGAGGGAGAGAGAGCAAAUUUAGAGAGACAGAGAGAGCGACGUUAGAGAGAGAGUGGGAAUUUAGGGAAGAAGAGAGAGCAAAUUUAGAGAGAGAGGGAAGUUAGAGAGAGAGAGAGAAUUUAAGGACAGAGAGAGUGUGGCUGCUCCUCUUCCCGAGCUUCCCCCAUUUAUCAACAGAGAUUCCCAAAAACCUGCUAAAAAUGGCAUUAAUGGCGGGCGAACAAAACGGCUGGUGCGUUUCCUUUCUCUCUCUACCUCUAUCCUUGAAUAAGUAUUGGAAUUUCACUGCCAUUUCCUACACUUGGCGGCUUCGCACUCCCAAAUUUAUCGGAAUCCCCACUCUCGAUCGGAUCAUAAGCUCUGCUCCAUUUUAUAGAAACCCCUUUCUCUCUCCUCUGAUAUCUUCUCCAAAUUUAGCGACGCCUUCCAUUUCCUCUAACUUCAGCGGUUUUUUAGUACCCUUGAUUGAGCCCAUGCCUAAACCCCUACAACCAAGACCCUACCACUCCCUUCUCUCUCUAACCCUCUCUUCUCCACCCAAUGCGGCGUACUGCUAAACCAGAAAUUAUCCAUGAGUCCACCAAAGAAGCUGGACGAAAUCGAGAAGGCGAUGGCUCUGUCUCUGGUUCACCGGUUCAGGUUUCUCGUUCUGAUUCCAAAAUUAGUGUUCCUGUUUCUUCUUCUACUUCACCGGGAGGGAUUGGCACCAGUGAAGUGGAAAAUGGCCAUGAAUUCAGUGGAUGGAUCAGCGGAGAAAUUGCAGGGAGUCGUUCGAUGUCUGAUACACAAAUUAAGCAUCAGUUAUUUGGUCCUACUGGUUCUGUGUUACCUGUUGAUUCGUUUGUCAAUCUUGAGCAGAGUGUUAGAGUUGGAGGAAGAGAGACCAUUGAUUUCAAGCAGGUGUUUCAAGUUAACCAGAGGUUCACGUUUCCUGCCUCCUCUGUUCAGCCUCAACCAGGCUACUUUCAUGGGUCUGAGACUUGCUUCAGUCAGAAGGUUGACCUGAAUUCCAUGUUUGCUCCUUCAAAUAGCUUUGAUAUCAAUGGAGAGAGAUUGUGGAGGUCAGAUGCCACUGGAAGUUCAUACUCAGUUCCUUGCAAUUCAUAUGAUAAUGCACUUAUUUCCAGCAAUGCACCAUCAAAUUUAAAGAGAAUGAUUGAUAUUUCUACAGACCAAUAUCUUCUACCAACUAGCAUCUGUCCUAAUCCAGUGUAUCAGGCUAGUUCCCGACCCAACUCACCCAUAACCUACCAGCACCUUUUUCCUGUAUCCACAAGGGACUCAUGCAAUUCAAAUGCAUGUUGCAAACAUGGUGAAGAAUUUGGGAAUCAUGCGUUUUCCAGUUCUGGUUACUCUAGGGCUUCUGAGGUUCCUGAGUAUGAUGGUUCUACUGACAAUGACGUUUUUGCAAGUCGAAAAAGAAAGGUGGUACCCCAGAGGAGGUUAAACAUGAAGUUGGGAGUGAAUCUUGAUGGAAAUAAGAAUGCUUAUUUUGGGCAUGAUCAUAAUGGACUUCAGCUGCCAAAGCAUGGAGAACUAGGUGCUUUCGAAACUAAUCCAUGUUUACACCAGUUGGGUCGUCCUUCUUCAUCACGGCAUAAGGUUGCAGCUGAGAAUUUGGCAAAGGAUGACAAGGAGCUUGAGGUUAAGGGGUUGAUGUUGGCUUUGCGAAAAGAGUUGCGCAAUAGUGAUGUUGGUAACCUUGGGAGGAUUGUACUGCCAAAAAAGGAUGCAGAGGCGAAUCUUCCCCUGUUAACUGAAAGAGAAGGACAGAUUUUGCAUAUGGAAGAUAUGGAUUCUUCAGCUGUAUGGAAGUUCAAAUUCAGAUACUGGCCAAACAAUAAAAGUAGAAUGUAUGUUAUGGAGAAUACAGGAGAUUUUGUAAAAACUCACUGCCUUGGAACUGGUGAUUUUUUUAUUAUAUACAAGGAUGAAGCCAGAGAAAAAUAUAUGGUUAGGGGUAAGAAAGGGGCAGCCCAAAUCGAGUCUUUGGGUUCUGUUCUCUCGAAUUGUGAGAGCCAAGACUUUAGUGAUAAAGAGAGAGAGAUAAGUACAGGUUUUUCUGGUGAACAAACCAAAGCCAUGGCCCCCUACCACUUGAUGUCGAAGCCUAAGUCGGAGUGUUUACCUGCAAGUUUUUCUAUGGAUUUUGAGAGAGAAGCCAAUGGUCUCUCAUUUGAUCCACUUUUGCUUGACUUGAAUCCAGACAUGUCGUUUAACCGUCACCCUUAAAAUAUAGAUUUUCUGUUCUUGUGGGGUUUCAAAUUUCUUGUGGGGUUUCAAAUCAGUCAUGAUUUUUUUGUGUGAAACAAAUUUUCCUCCGUUGAGUUGUCUUUUUUUUGAAGUCUGUAAAUUUACUUGUGAAUAAUACUUCAUGGCAUUGCUGAAAAUUCUUGGAUGCCUGAUAAUUGGUUGGAGCUUUGUAUGCCCUGGCUGAGGAGCUUUGUGGCGAUGUUCUUUGGCAAGAAAGCAUGAUAUGAGUUGGGUUUGUUUC